UUUUCAAGAACGCACAUUUACAUAUAUAAAGAGCCUUAUCCUUAAAGAGAGUAGAAGAUACGUUUGGUUUCUGGUCUGUUCAGAGAAGAGAAAUGGAUGGGCUUAGCCACAUCGGUCUUCCUGUCCUGGGGAUUCUCGCAGUCUCCGUCGUUACUUUCUACGUCGUUAGCUUCGCCGAGAUCAGAGAGAAAUCGUUUAAAGAUUUGUACGACUCAGAGAAUGGAGACGGAGCAGGGUUCAAGACUUCACUAAGUUCGAGAGAGAGAAGAUCGAGAAGAGAGGCAAAUAAGAAACGUCCUCGAUCUUGAAAAAUCCCCAAAAAAUAGCAAUGGAGAGUGGAGAGAAAACUAAGGCUUGUGUGCAUUCAAAAGCCAUCUUUGAUUUUGGUUGGUCAUAUGGUUCUGAUCACAUAGUGAGAAGUCCCACUGUUGUCUCUGUUUCCAUCAAGUAGACUGCAAAAUAACUAAAGCUUGUGUGCAUUCAAAAGAAAAGAUCCAAUCUUUGAGUAAAUGGGUUUUUAAAGUUGGAAA
This is a messenger RNA of Eutrema salsugineum, 530 nucleotides long. RefSeq lists its product as uncharacterized. The transcript has 2 exons. The record is from RefSeq and is a predicted model, not a curated record. Lineage: Eukaryota; Viridiplantae; Streptophyta; Magnoliopsida; Brassicales; Brassicaceae. The coding region runs from base 93 to 308 and encodes 71 amino acids.